UAUAAAUAACUUCAUGUGACAUGACGUGACUCUUUUACGAGGAAAUUAAAUAGGAAACUUGUUCAGGAAAUUAAUUUGCAAAGAUGAGUGAAAGUGGCGGAGGAAACGCCGGGCAAGUGGAGCCGGCAAACAAUGGUCAAGUUGCACAAGAAGCUGGGGCCGAUAACGCAGCCGCAGCUAGACAACCAUCAAAAUGGGAAUCUUUCAUGGCUAUGGCCAAAUCACUAUUGCUGCGUGCCAUGAUCAUUUAUUUUGUCACAAGUUUUUUCCGCAAACCAGCAGCCCCUCAAAAUACAACUGGAACUGGACCUGUUCAAUCACAAGUUCUUGCACAAAACAUAUUUGCAAAUGGUACAGAAUAUUCCCUUCAUGUGUAUAUAUCUGAGGAGGAAGAAUUCAUGGAUUUCAAUCCGAGUAAACUUUUCUGGUUGCAAGAGGGUUUGGUUUAUGGUGAUUGGUAUGGAGGCCCACUUAAGGAUGGUACAUUCUCUCAUGAAAAGGAUAUCCCAAUUACUGAUCACUUACAAAAUAAUGGUUCUCUUUAUUUGCAUUGCUAUGUAACUAAGUUUGGUGAGAGCCCUGACCCAAAAUCUAAAAUCUUUGGAAAAACACAUAUUUCAUUCACAUCGAAGGCUAUAAACAGGUACAAAAAAAUAAAAGCGAGUGGCAGAAAGAAUUUAUUAACUGGUGAAAGUGAAGGACCUGGAUUAGAGGAAGGAAAAAUCAUUUCCCAUUGGCAUCCAAAUUUAACAAUCAAUAUUGUCACUGACUACACGCAAUGGAAUUAUGGAAACGUCCCACCACCAUUAAACGAAUAUGUUAAAUUUAUAAACGACGGCAAAAUGUAUAAGCCCGUAGUUUUCUUGAAUGAUUAUUGGAAUAUGGCUAAGGAUUACAAACCUUUAAAUGAAACGUUGUCAUUGCAAUUAACUUUACAACCACUUAGUUUGUUUAAAUGGCAAAUAUACGCUGCCCAGAAAAUGAAGAAACAGUUCAAUUUCUUUGGUGACACCGAGACGGAAGACAGCGAUGAAGAACAAGACACUUUGAAGGAAACUCUGUUGGAAACCAAUCCCUAUUUAUUGGGUGUAACUUUCGUCGUGUCAAUUUUGCAUUCCAUUUUUGAAUUGCUGGCAUUCAAAAACGACAUUCAGUUUUGGAAUAAUAGAAAUACCUUGGAAGGAUUGUCUGUUAGAUCAGUAUUCUUUGGGGUUUUCCAAUCAUUGAUCGUAUUAUUGUACGUGUUGGAUAACGAUACAAAUACUGUGGUUAAAAUCAGUUGCUUUGUGGGAUUAUGCAUUGAGCUUUGGAAGAUACAGAAAGUUAUCGAUAUCAAAUUUCAGAAUGGUAGGCUGUCAUUUAAAGACAAAGGCUCGUACGUUGAAAGUUCUACCAGGCAAUACGACGAGUUGGCCUUCAAAUAUCUAUCCUGGAUCUGUUUCCCAUUGCUUGCCUGCUACAGUGGAUACGCAUUAUUUUACAUGGAACACAAGGGGUGGUAUUCCUUCGUGUUGAGUCUGUUUUACGGAUACUUGUUAACCUUCGGAUUCAUCAUGAUGACCCCACAAUUAUUCAUUAACUACAAAUUGAAGUCUGUUGCACAUUUACCAUGGAGAAUGUUAACAUACAAAUUUUUGAAUACUUUCAUUGAUGAUAUGUUCGCUUUCGUGAUCAAAAUGCCGACGAUGUACAGAAUUGGAUGCUUCAGAGAUGACAUCAUAUUCUUGGUGUUCUUGUACCAGCGUUGGAUGUACCGAGUUGAUAAGACUAGGAUGAACGAGUUCGGAUUUGCCGCAGAACCCGUAAACGCCGUUGAAAACACCCAACAACAGAUUGAAGCAAAACCUGUUGAAGGAGAAAAAGAAACAACCGCAAAUGAGAAUAUAGAAGAAAAUAAGAAGACUAAAUAAAUGUUAUUAUUAGUUUAAUUAUACAUUACUAGAAACUAUAUCAAAUGAUUUUAAGAAAUCUUCCAUAAUUAAUUUUACAAUUUUGUUUUAAGUUGGUGAUUUCGAAUUGUUUAAUCACAACCGUUGUUGUAUUUAUUGAAUAACUGUGUAAUACGUAUACUGCGCAAUUAUUACAUAAGUUUUUCUUUUU
Molecule: messenger RNA, 2100 nt
Organism: Nicrophorus vespilloides
Lineage: Eukaryota; Metazoa; Arthropoda; Insecta; Coleoptera; Silphidae
Product: cleft lip and palate transmembrane protein 1
Exons: 3
Coding region: 84-1910 (608 amino acids)
Cellular component (GO): endomembrane system; membrane
Source: RefSeq, a predicted model, not a curated record